ACGCCCCCGCGCGGGCGCCGCUAGCCCGGCUUCCACCAGGCCCCGAAGUCCCCGACCGAAGUGGGGCCGCCUCUCCCGCUCGGAAGGAGCCAUCGCCGCUUUAAGGGGAAGAGGAGGGGAAGGGGGCGGGGGUAGUGGGGGGCGGGGAGCGGCGGCAGCGGAGGGGGAGGGGGAUCCCCCUCGCUCCCACGUGGUCCGGGCGCCUGUGAAUCGCGCCCGCCCGAGGGUCUCACAGCGAAAUACAAAAGCAGCUGGGAAGCGGCGGCGCGGCGAGUUCCCAGCGCCGGGCAGAGCGCCGGGCAGAGCCCCGCGGCCACGAUGGGGCUGAGGCGCCCGGAGCCCCGGAGCCAGCACACUGCCGGGCCCGCCUCGCCGCGGGGACCCGGGCGCCCGGGCUCGGCUUGAAGCGGCGGCGGCCCCGGCACGGCCGGGGGGGGAGCAUGGGCAGGAGGAUGCGGGACGCCGCCGCCGCCGCCGCCGCCGCCGCGGGGCUCUGGCUGCUGGCGCUGGGCUCGCUGCUGGCGCUGUGGGGCGGGCUCCUGCCGCCGCGCACCCAGCCGCCGGAAGACCGACUCCCCCGGCGCCCGGCCGGGAGCGGCGGCCCGGGGCCCGCGCCUCGCUUCCCCCUGCCCCCGCCCCUGGCGCGGGACGGCCGCGGCGGCUCCCUGAAAACUUUCCGGGCGCUGCUCACCUUGGCGGCCGGCGCUGACCGCCAGCCCCGGAGGCCCCCGGGCGAGCGCGGGCGGCACGUGCCAGCCGGGCGGCCGGGUCCCGAGGGGCGCGCCGCGGUGCACGGGGGCGUCUUCUGGAGCCGCGGCUUGGAGGAGCAGGUGCCCCGCGGCUUCUCGGAGUCGCAGGCGGCGGCGUGGCUGGAGGCGGCGCGCGGCGCCCGGGUGGUGGCCCUGGAGCGCGGCGGCUGCGGGCGCAGCUCCAACCGGCUGGCCCGCUUCUCCGACGGCACCCGCGCCUGCGUGCGCUACGGCAUCAACCCCGAGCAGAUACAGGGCGAGGCCCUGUCCUACUACCUGGCGCGCCUGCUGGGCCUCCAGCGCCACGUGCCGCCGCUGGCACUGGCCCGGGUGGAGGCUCGCGGCGCGCAGUGGGUGCAGGUGCAGGAGGAGCUUCGCGCGGCGCACUGGACGGAGGGCAGCGUGGUGAGCCUGACGCGCUGGCUGCCCAACCUCACCGACGUGGUGGUGCCCGCGCCCUGGCGCUCCGAGGACGGCCAGCUGCGGCCCCUGCGUGCCGCCGGGGACGAGCUGGCCAACCGCAGCCAGGCGGAGCUGGUGGACCUGGUGCAGUGGACCGACUUGAUCCUUUUUGACUAUCUGACGGCCAACUUCGACCGGCUUGUCAGCAAUCUCUUCAGCCUGCAGUGGGACCCGCGCGUCAUGCAGCGCGCCACCAGCAACCUGCACCGCGGCCCCGGCGGGGCGCUGGUCUUUCUGGACAACGAGGCGGGCUUGGUGCACGGCUACCGGGUGGCGGGCAUGUGGGACAAGUAUAACGAGCCGCUGCUGCAGUCGGUGUGCGUGUUCCGCGAGCGGACAGCGCGGCGCGUCCUGGAGCUGCACCGCGGCCAGGACGCGGCCGCCCGGCUGCUGCGCCUCUACCGUCACCACGAGCCUCGCUUCCCGGAGCUGGCCGCGCUCGCCGACCCCCACGCUCAGCUGCUGCAGCGCCGCCUCGACUUCCUCGCCAAGCACAUUUUGCACUGUAAGGCCAAGUACGGCCGCCGACCGGGGACUUAGCGUCCCCCGGAAGAAGAGAGGGAGAGACCCCCUGGCUGGGGAAUGGAUGAUGGGGGAAGGGCCGUCGCCUCGGCCACCGCCUGGGACCGGCCAACGCCCAGCCAGUGGCCCCAGCGGCAUGGAGGCUGAAACUUCACGGCUUCACCCACCUGCCCCUUUCUCUCAGCCUCGCGCUGUUUCCUUUCCAAGUUCGGGGAGGACGAACUCACCGGGGCGAGAAGUGUAACAGCCCCUCCGCCCAGCCUAUAAAAGGAUUCUGCCCUGCAUCAGCGCGGAGUUUGGAUCCGAAGAAACUGGCGGCCGGAGUCUGGCCCCCGGCUGGCCGUCUCUGUGGGAGAUGCAUCCCAUUCCCUGGCCCCCUCAUUCCCCUUUCCGAAAAAGGAAAACUUCUAUUUGAGCCGAUGAGCUAAUUGUGCAUUUCCUCCCAAAUACGCGCUGGUGGCCCCGGAGCAGGGCUGUGACAUUGGCUGGUGGAGCCCCCUUCCUGUGUUCUGCCUUUGUUCCAGCACCGUUCAUGGUGAGAUCACUGUUAGGAGGGGGGGGAGGCUCCCGAUAGGACAAAGAGAGCAGGACCUUCAGAACGGGGAGGGGGGUUCUCCAGACCCUGACAAUUUGUCUGACUUGUUCCUUACCCCAUGUCUUUUUGGCCUAAAGGCUACGAAUGCAGGACCGGCCGUAUUGCACUGAGUCAAGUAAUGAAUUUCUUCUUCCUCCCCCCUCCCCUCCGACCAAAAUUUUGACAAUGAUGAUGUUCACCAGAAGAAAAUGAGUUUCAUGCACUUUACUUUGUUUUUAUUUUAGUUUUUUAUUAAGAAAAACUUUUUUAUUUGACAAAAUUUGCCUUCUGUGUAUAUAUGUGCAUAAAGUGUGUUGUAAAUAUACUAAACAAACUUAUAUUUCAAUAAAAGGGAGUUUAAAAUUUAGAAUUUAA
Molecule: messenger RNA, 2682 nt
Organism: Odobenus rosmarus divergens (Pacific walrus)
Lineage: Eukaryota; Metazoa; Chordata; Mammalia; Carnivora; Odobenidae
Gene: FJX1
Product: four jointed box 1 (Drosophila)
Exons: 1
Coding region: 441-1751 (436 amino acids)
Biological process (GO): cell-cell signaling
Source: RefSeq, a predicted model, not a curated record